Molecule: messenger RNA, 1104 nt
Organism: Tetrahymena thermophila SB210
Lineage: Eukaryota; Ciliophora; Oligohymenophorea; Hymenostomatida; Tetrahymenidae
Product: NLI interacting factor-like phosphatase family protein
Exons: 7
Source: RefSeq, a predicted model, not a curated record
AUGAUAAAAAAUAUAUAACUCUUAAAGGGAUUAGUAGCCAUAUUAGUAUUGCUUGUUGUAGUUAAAGCAUAAGAAGUUUAUUAAGAACCAAAAUGUGAUGUAGAAUUAGAUGGAAGUUUAUGCUUAUUUAAUGGUGAUAAAGUACUAGUACCUAGAGCAAAGCUACCUGGAUUGCUUCUUCAUUAUAGUUUUGAUGAUUCUUAAAAUUUAGACUUGUCAGGAAAUGGAUUUCAUCCUGCAAUAGGAAAACCUAUUGUCAAAGGGCAACCAUGGGGAGGUUCUGGUAACAGUGCUUACUUUUAUGGGCCUAAUUUUUUAAAGUUUAAUAUCCCAAGAGACAAAUUCAAAGCAUCAGAGUAUUCCAUCUAAUUUUAUAUAUUUCCAAUCCAAGAAUAGUAGAUGAAGGGGAAAGCUGAAUGUCCAAUUUUGUAAAAGGGCUUUGACAAUAAAGUUGAUGGCAAUUACGAAAGAUCUCCAGCUAUUUAUUUUCAUAAAAUAAAAAGAUCUAUUUUGCUAUAUUUUAGCACAUCUGAUAAACAAGAAUACUAAUAAGGUGAGUUUUUAGAAUCAAAUGCUAGACUACCUUACAAUAAGUGGGCUCACAUUGUUGUUAGUAAAACUGGGUCUAAAAUAAAACUUUUUGUUAAUGGGCUCCUUGACUCAGUUCAAGUUUUAAUGAAUUUCGAUAUUGAAAACGAUUCCUCUUUUUAUCUAGGUAAUGCUCCUUGGUUAAGUGAUGAAUGUUCCUUAAAUGCUUAUAUUGAUGAACUUAAAAUUUUAGAUGUUGAAACAAAAAGCUAUUAGGUUCAAGCUGAAGCCUCUUCUUUCUUAGCUGGUAUUGAACCAAAUUUUUUGCAUCUUGGAUGUAUAAACUGUCCAAUAGAGACAGCUAAAUCUGCAUGUAUAACAGGAUAUCAUUUAUGUACUAACUUAGAAUUAUACUCAGGCGCUUACACAAUAGCAAGGUUUAUGGGAUGGACUGAAUUAAAUAGGAAUAUUUGGACAUAUAAUUAAUUAUUUAGACAAGAUAGCGAAUAAGAAGAACGUGUAAAUUCAGGAAUUGGAAUUUGCUGUCUAGAUUUAGAAGAGCCCAGUUAAAUGUGA